Entamoeba dispar SAW760 is the source of this 1275-nucleotide messenger RNA. RefSeq lists its product as uncharacterized. NCBI's taxonomy places the organism in Eukaryota, Evosea, Mastigamoebida, Endamoebidae. The record is from RefSeq and is a predicted model, not a curated record. Gene Ontology annotation, cellular component: phagophore assembly site membrane; cytosol; extrinsic component of membrane. Gene Ontology annotation, molecular function: protein binding; phosphatidylinositol-3,5-bisphosphate binding; phosphatidylinositol-3-phosphate binding. Gene Ontology annotation, biological process: autophagy of mitochondrion; protein lipidation; protein localization to phagophore assembly site. Bases 1 to 1275 code for a protein of 424 amino acids. The transcript has 2 exons.
AUGCAAGAGCCAUGUCAAAAUCCAGUUUCUCAAACAAAAGAAGAUUUUUUAAAAAAAUCACUAGGCCAAUCUGGUUUAAGAGUUAAACCAACAAUUAUUCCAACAAAAGAUGGAAGUAUUUCUGGGUUUAUUGUUAUCACUAAAGAAAAGACUUUUCUUAUUGUUGUAGAAUCAACAAUUAUUCAAAUUGUAUUUUGUUGUUAUAAUUACAAAGGAAUAAUUGCUGAUGCUAUUGUAUCUCCAAACUUACCACUUAGAAUGUAUUGUAUGAAUAACCAAGGUCGAGUAUUAUAUUGUAUUGGAAUGAAAGACUCUUGGGAAGAAAUGGAUGAGUGUGAUAUUAAAGGUAAGUGCUAUGCUUAUUCUAUUAUUUCAAAUGUUGGAGAACCUAUGAAAUGUUUUAAAAUAACCCAACGAUAUUUGUUAUUAGGAUUUGAAAGAGGGAUUAGAAUUUAUAAAUUUGUGAACGAAAUUAAGCAUAAACUUAAUCACAUUAUAGACGUUGAAUGUACUAUCCCUUCUUUUGAAAGUAUAGCAUUGAGUAAUAGAUAUGUUAUUGUUACUACUAAUGAUAAACCAGAAAAAGAAGAUGAAGUUAGUUCUGGAGCAAUAUCAUGGAUUAUGAAAUACCCAGGAGGAUAUAUUAAAAUAAUAGAUUUAAUUACCCAAAAACAAAUUGGGCAUUUUGUUGGUUCCACUUAUUCUCCUGUCCAAUGUAUUUCAUUUAAUGGUAAUAGUAGUUUAUUCGCUAUUGCAGAUCAGUCUGGAAAAUCAAUUAGAGUUUAUCGUAUUAAUGAAGUUGAGUCUGUUAAGAAACAAAUUGAAUUACUGUAUGUAUUUAAUCGGGGAAAUUCACAAACCAUAAUUAAACAAUUAAGUUUCUCUUAUGACUCUACAAUUCUAAUAGUACUUUCAAGUAAUUCAUUACGUUUUAUUCCAAUAAAUCCAAAACAUCAAGGUUUAUAUGAAUCAAUUAAAGAUGGAAAAGAAAGUCUUCUUAUUAAACCAUCUUCUAAAAUUCAAUGUGUUACUGAAAUGAAUGGGACUUGUGAUAGUAAAUACAAUUUUAUUGUUUGUACUGAAGAUGGAACAACUGCUAUUAUUCGAUUUGAAAAGAAAAAUAAUAUAUUGGAAUGGACAGAUGAAAGUUUAUUGACUUUUGAUCUUCUCAGUUUAAUAAAUUCAUUUAAAAGCAAAGACAACCUUUUUGUUAACCCUCUUACUCCAUCUCUCAAGGAACGUGAAUCUUUAUUAAAGUGGUUUAUUUCUAAUUGA